GUGUCAGAUAAGGGAGACAUGCAAAAUGUGCAGAGCAGUGGAUUGAAAACCACUGACUUACACUGUACAAAUUUCCCAUUUAAGAAAUGUGUAAUGUAGUACUAGAGAGGUUUGCAUGUACAGCACAGCAGCCACAGCGAGUCGCAUGACUUGCGUCACCGAGAAGGCUGGGCUGGGCUCUCAUCACUUCCUGGUUACUGCAGCAGCUCUGGGUUUAUAGAUUGUUUUGGAAUGAAAGCAGUUUCCCGUAACUGGGUUGCAUCGGUGCAUGUAGCGCUUAGUCUUAUUGGGCUUCCUUACGCUGCUGGCACAAGUGGAGUCUGUGCUCUCUUGUUUGACUUGUGAGUUUUAAAAUGGAAAAACAAAAAAACGCUCCGUUACGGAAAUUAUUUUUUAAAGUAUGAAGAACGCCAUUAGCCGCAUUCCCAGUCUCUGUUCAUCAACAUCUGUCAACAUGUCUCCUGCCGCGCACGUUAAGGCUCGCUGUCCGGUAUAUCCCGGCUCCGACACACGCCGCUUCCCCGUCCCGGAUGAUAAACUAGACUGGGACACAGACUGGCCCCAGUACAGCCCCGUUAACUAUACCGCCCCCACUGUGCUGAAAAAGCCUGUUUGGGCUGACCCAGAGAUUGGUGCAUUUUCCCCACAGUUCAAUUCUUUGGAUGGAUCUGUGGACAGGAGAAGCCAUGAGGGCCCGUAUCGUAUCCAGAAUGGCAAACCACUUAAUCCACAUGGAAGAACUGGGCUGGAGGGCCGAGGAUUACUGGGAAGGUGGGGUCCAAACCACGCCGCUGAUCCAAUAGUUACCAGGUGGAAAAGGGACUCUACGGGACAGCGUGUCCACCGCACUAACUCUCAACUACCUGUGCUGCAAUUUGUGUCCAUCAAGAGGUUGGACUGUGGCGAAUGGGCCAUCCCAGGGGGAAUGGUGGACCCUGGAGAGCGCAUUUCUCAAACACUGCAGCGCGAGUUCUCAGAAGAGGCAUUGAACUCUCUGCAGGCAUCUCCAAGUGAGAGGGAAAAGAUCCAAAAGCGAAUCACUGAGCUUUUCAACUCAGUAGGUCUUCAGGUGUAUAAAGGUUAUGUAGAUGAUCCAAGAAACACAGAUAAUGCUUGGAUGGAGACAGUUGCAGUGAAUUUCCAUGAUGAAUCAGGCAAUAGUGUGAGUGAGCUUCCAUUGCAAGCAGGUGAUGACGCAGGUCAAGUGAGCUGGAUUGAUGUUGACUCCUCUCUGGCCCUUUAUGCGAAUCACUUGCUUUUCCUAGAGACAGUUGCGAAGGAAAGACAUGCACACUGGUAACAGAAAAUAGUAAAAAGUGCCUUUCUGCUUUAACAUAAAUGAAGGAAAUCUUUGUAUGUGUCUAAUUUAAGUGACGCAUAUUAAGAUGUGCAGCUUGGAUACAUAUUUUAAAUGCAAACCAGGAAAAUCAGUUCUGGUGCUGGCACAUAUUAAUAUGAAGUACGAACCAUUUGCCACAACACUGCCAACAAACGAAUUACAAUAAACCAAAAGUUAACCUCAAUUACAUGUACACUUUCUUAAUAUCCAUAUUAUAAAGCAUGGCUACUGAAAAUGGAGGCAUAAGGAUUAUUUAAGUUUUCCCUAUCACUCUGAACUGAACACUACUAAAGAACUUUGUCAGGUUGUGCAUGACUUUUUCUGUAAUAACCAAAAGAAAAAAAAAAACAUCUUACACUUAUGCAUGUUGUUUUACCUUUUUGAUUACAAACAUUUUUAUCAGUGCUAAAUGAUCACAAAUAUGGAACACUGGCUAUAUAAAUACAAGCAGCUGCAUAUUAAAAACUAAGUGCAAGUUUGUGGAUAUGCUAAUUUUUUUGUAGAUUUAUACAAAUAUAUAAACCCACACAUUUUAUUCUUUUUGUUGGAAAAAAUAUCACCAGUUUGAAAAUACAAAACUACCACGUAAUUAGGGACAGUCGAAACAGGUUCAAAUACAUUUUACGAGAUGUCAGAAAAACAUUUGUAAUGAGGAAGGAAUGUGAAGGCUAAUGAGAAACAGGCAGUAAAUGCUGUAACCGGUCCAUUCACAGAAGUACUGAAUGUUGCGCAGAUAAAAGUUGGCCAGCACAAAAAAAAAAAAAAAUCAGUU
This is a messenger RNA of Onychostoma macrolepis, 2111 nucleotides long. It is a transcript of the gene nudt9, whose product is annotated as nudix (nucleoside diphosphate linked moiety X)-type motif 9. The record is from RefSeq and is a predicted model, not a curated record. Bases 401 to 1300 code for a protein of 299 amino acids. The transcript is spliced from 9 exons. Gene Ontology annotation, molecular function: ADP-ribose diphosphatase activity. NCBI's taxonomy places the organism in Eukaryota, Metazoa, Chordata, Actinopteri, Cypriniformes, Cyprinidae.